CAUCAUCGGAUAGCAGAUCUCUGAACCGAUUCACCAUUCUCCGGUUCCGGCUCUCGCGCACACAUCCCACUUCCUCGUGCACUCUCUCUGAUCUUCGCGGAAACAUGCCUAAUAUCAAGAUUUUUAGCGGCAGCUCCCACCAGGAUCUGUCUCAGAAGAUCGCGGACCGUCUCGGACUUGAGUUAGGAAAAGUGGUGACGAAAAAGUUCAGCAACCAAGAGACGUGCGUGGAGAUCGGAGAGAGUGUGCGUGGAGAGGAUGUGUACAUAGUCCAGAGCGGCUGUGGAGAAAUCAAUGAUAACCUGAUGGAGCUUCUGAUUAUGAUAAACGCCUGCAAGAUUGCAUCGGCCUGCCGAGUCACAGCGGUCAUCCCCUGCUUCCCUUACGCCCGGCAGGACAAGAAGGACAAGAGUCGUGCACCUAUUUCUGCCAAGUUGGUGGCAAAUAUGCUGUCGGUGUCUGGAGCUGACCACAUCAUAACCAUGGAUCUGCAUGCAUCUCAGAUACAGGGUUUCUUUGACAUUCCAGUAGAUAACUUAUAUGCAGAGCCUGCCGUUCUGAAGUGGAUCAAGGAGAACAUCCCCGAGUGGAAGACCUGCACCAUCGUGUCUCCUGACGCUGGAGGAGCCAAGAGGGUCACCUCCAUUGCAGACCGGCUCAAUGUUGACUUCGCCCUCAUUCACAAAGAAAGGAAGAAGGCCAACGAGGUGGACCGCAUGGUUCUGGUGGGAGACGUGAAGGACCGCGUGGCCAUAUUAGUGGAUGAUAUGGCAGACACCUGCGGCACCGUCUGCCACGCUGUUGAUAAGUUAAUCUCCGCAGGAGCGGUUAAAGUGUAUGCCAUCCUCACCCAUGGCAUCUUCUCCGGUCCAGCCAUUUCACGCAUCAACAACGCCUGCUUCGAGGCCGUAGUGGUGACCAACACCAUCCCUCAGGAGGACAAGAUGAAGCACUGUCCCAAAAUACAGGUCAUCGAUAUUUCCAUGAUCCUGGCCGAGGCCAUCCGCAGGACGCACAACGGCGAGUCCGUGUCGUAUCUGUUCAGCCACGUUCCCCUGUAAGGUCUUCCCCCGAACGAGGCUCAUACACUCUCCAGAUCUCUGUUACACUCUGUGACUGUGGAAGAGCCAGUCACAACCUCAUUUAUUUAUUCGCAUCCGUUUGUAUCAAUUCCUGUGCUUUGAGAAAAGUAAAGUCACGUGAUGAAUGAAGCGGUGGAGAAAUGACUUGGAAAUCAUUUUUGAAGAAAACCGGUGGACACGCAUUCUCCUGAAUUGUAAGACGCAGAUUGAAGAGGUUUUUAGCCCGUGCCUUCUCAGGCUGCAGCUCAAUGGUAGAUUCUUAACAAAACAUUGGUUUUAUUUCACUUUCCUGGUUUUGCUUUUUAAUUGUUUUAAUAACUCUUUGUAAAUGAACAUUUCUUUGAAUAAAAAAAAUAUCAUUUUGGU
This is a messenger RNA of Carassius carassius (crucian carp), 1448 nucleotides long. RefSeq names its product ribose-phosphate pyrophosphokinase 1-like. The transcript has 7 exons. Gene Ontology annotation, biological process: 5-phosphoribose 1-diphosphate biosynthetic process; purine nucleotide biosynthetic process; ribonucleoside monophosphate biosynthetic process. Gene Ontology annotation, cellular component: cytoplasm; ribose phosphate diphosphokinase complex. Gene Ontology annotation, molecular function: ribose phosphate diphosphokinase activity; ATP binding; magnesium ion binding. Bases 105 to 1061 code for a protein of 318 amino acids. The record is from RefSeq and is a predicted model, not a curated record. NCBI's taxonomy places the organism in Eukaryota, Metazoa, Chordata, Actinopteri, Cypriniformes, Cyprinidae.